Rhizopus microsporus ATCC 52813 is the source of this 852-nucleotide messenger RNA. RefSeq names its product winged helix DNA-binding domain-containing protein. The coding region runs from base 38 to 802 and encodes 254 amino acids. The record is from RefSeq and is a predicted model, not a curated record. The transcript has 5 exons. Gene Ontology annotation, biological process: protein transport to vacuole involved in ubiquitin-dependent protein catabolic process via the multivesicular body sorting pathway. Gene Ontology annotation, cellular component: ESCRT II complex. NCBI's taxonomy places the organism in Eukaryota, Fungi, Mucoromycota, Mucoromycetes, Mucorales, Rhizopodaceae.
CUUUUUUCUUUCUUUCUCUCUUUCUUAUAAACAUCAGAUGAGAAGAAGACCUAUUGGAUUAGCUAAUGCACGCCAUAGAGAGAGGCUUGACAGAGAUUACCAACAAAUAGGAGACACGAUCGCUGCAAAAGAAUUACAGCAGCUUCAAAAUCAAAUGGAAACCUUUAAAAAGAACUUGCAAGAAUUUGCACAAAAGCAUCGCAAAGAUAUCCGAAAAGAUCCAACCUUUCGAGCUCACUUUCAAAAGAUGUGUGCUAAUAUUGGUGUUGACCCACUUGCCUCCAAUAAGGGCUUUUGGGCUGAUUUAUUAGGUGUUGGUGACUUUUACUAUGAGUUGGGUAUUCAAGUGAUCGAAGCAUGUAUUACCAGCAGACCAAACGAUGGUGGGUUAACUGAACUUGGUGAAAUCAUGAAAAGGGUUAAAGCGAUGCGAGGUGCGUCAUCAAAUAACAGCAAGAAAGGCAACACACAACAGCAGAUAACUGAAGACGACAUGAUUCGAGCCAUAAAGACAUUAAAGCCAUUAAACGGAGGAUAUGAGGUGUUACAGAUUGGAAAUAAAAAGCUUGUAAGAUCUGUACCCAAAGAAUUGGAUAAGGAUCAGUCAAUGUUAUUGCUUCUUGCUCAAAAGACAGGAUAUAUUACUUAUGAAAUGAUUCAAGUCGAACUGGGAUGGGGUCAAGAAAGAAUGGACACUGCUGUGAAUCGUUUGCUACAAGAUGAACUAGCCUGGAUAGAUAGCUAUGAAGGUGUAGAUACAUAUUGGAUACCAAGUUACUUCAUGUCUCAUAGCGUUGAAUAAUGCAAUAAAUAAUAUAUAUACGUAUAUAUAUAAUUUGUAUGUACAGAUAA